Molecule: messenger RNA, 2788 nt
Organism: Galeopterus variegatus (Sunda flying lemur)
Lineage: Eukaryota; Metazoa; Chordata; Mammalia; Dermoptera; Cynocephalidae
Gene: RAF1
Product: Raf-1 proto-oncogene, serine/threonine kinase
Exons: 17
Coding region: 317-2263 (648 amino acids)
Biological process (GO): protein phosphorylation; signal transduction
Cellular component (GO): plasma membrane; cytosol; mitochondrion
Molecular function (GO): protein kinase activity; ATP binding
Source: RefSeq, a predicted model, not a curated record
GGGCCGCCAUCUUAGAUGGCGGGAGUAAGAGGAGAACGAACCUGAGGCGGGAAGGCUUGUCCACCGCUCUCCCCGUGCCCGAAAAGGGCCAGCUAGCCGGGCUUUGGGGCGUGUGCCCUGAGGCGCGGAGCGCGACUGCGAUGAUGAGGGGGCUGCCCGGGGCCCCGUCCCCUGGGCUGGGGACGCGCCGAAUGUGACCGCCUCCCUUUCCCUCACCCGCCGCGGGGAGGAGGGGCGGACGAGACGCCGCUGCCGGACGACAGGACACGGGGGCGGCCCGGCUCCCUUAGGUUUAAGUAUUGUUUAAGCUGCAUCAAUGGAGCACAUACAGGGGGCUUGGAAGACGAUCAGCAAUGGUUUCGGAUUCAAAGACGCAGUGUUUGAUGGCUCCAGCUGCAUCUCCCCUACGAUAGUUCAGCAGUUUGGCUAUCAGCGCCGGGCGUCAGAUGAUGGCAAACUCACAGAUUCUUCUAAGACAAGCAACACUAUCCGUGUUUUCUUGCCGAACAAGCAAAGAACAGUGGUCAAUGUGCGAAAUGGAAUGAGCUUACAUGACUGCCUUAUGAAAGCACUCAAGGUGAGGGGCCUGCAACCAGAGUGCUGUGCAGUGUUCAGACUUCUCCACGAACACAAAGGUAAAAAAGCACGUUUAGAUUGGAAUACUGAUGCUGCCUCUUUGAUUGGAGAAGAACUUCAAGUAGAUUUUCUGGAUCAUGUUCCCCUCACAACACACAACUUUGCUCGGAAGACGUUCUUGAAGCUUGCCUUCUGUGACAUCUGUCAAAAGUUUCUGCUAAAUGGAUUUCGAUGUCAGACUUGUGGCUACAAAUUUCAUGAGCACUGUAGCACCAAAGUACCUACUAUGUGUGUGGACUGGAGUAAUAUCAGACAACUCCUAUUGUUUCCAAAUUCAACUAUUGGUGAUAGUGGAGUCCCAGCACUACCUUCUUUGACAGUGCGUCGGAUGCGAGAGUCUGUUUCCCGAAUGCCUGUUAGUUCCCAGCACAGAUAUUCCACACCCCAUGCCUUCACGUUCAACACCUCCAGCCCUUCCUCCGAAGGUUCCCUCUCCCAGAGGCAGAGGUCGACUUCUACACCUAAUGUCCACAUGGUCAGCACCACCCUGCCUGUGGACAGCAGGAUGAUUGAGGAUGCAAUUCGAAGUCACAGUGAAUCAGCCUCACCUUCAGCCCUGUCCAGCAGCCCCAACAAUCUGAGCCCAACAGGCUGGUCACAGCCCAAAACCCCUGUGCCAGCACAAAGAGAACGGGCACCAGGAUCCGGGACCCAGGAGAAAAACAAAAUUAGGCCUCGUGGACAGAGAGAUUCAAGCUAUUACUGGGAAAUAGAAGCCAGUGAAGUGAUGCUGUCCACUCGGAUUGGGUCAGGCUCCUUUGGAACUGUUUAUAAGGGCAAGUGGCAUGGAGAUGUUGCAGUAAAGAUUCUAAAGGUUGUCGACCCAACUCCAGAGCAGUUCCAGGCCUUCAGGAAUGAGGUGGCUGUCCUGCGCAAAACACGGCACGUGAACAUCCUGCUCUUUAUGGGGUACAUGACAAAAGACAACCUGGCGAUUGUGACCCAGUGGUGCGAGGGCAGCAGCCUCUACAAACACCUGCAUGUCCAGGAGACCAAGUUUCAGAUGUUCCAGUUAAUUGACAUUGCCCGGCAGACGGCUCAGGGAAUGGACUAUUUACAUGCAAAGAACAUCAUCCACAGAGACAUGAAAUCCAACAAUAUAUUUCUCCAUGAAGGCCUCACAGUGAAAAUUGGAGAUUUUGGUUUGGCAACAGUAAAGUCACGCUGGAGUGGUUCUCAGCAGGUUGAACAACCCACUGGCUCUGUCCUGUGGAUGGCCCCAGAGGUGAUCCGAAUGCAGGAUAACAACCCAUUCAGCUUCCAGUCUGAUGUCUACUCCUAUGGCAUUGUACUAUACGAGCUGAUGACGGGGGAGCUUCCUUAUUCCCACAUCAACAACCGAGAUCAGAUCAUCUUUAUGGUGGGUCGAGGGUAUGCCUCCCCAGAUCUUAGUAAGCUAUACAAGAAUUGUCCCAAGGCAAUGAAGAGGCUGGUAGCUGACUGUGUGAAAAAAGUUAAGGAGGAGAGGCCUCUUUUUCCCCAGAUCCUGUCUUCCAUUGAGCUGCUCCAACAUUCUCUACCGAAAAUCAACCGGAGUGCUUCUGAGCCAUCCCUGCACCGGGCGGCCCACAGUGAGGAUAUCAAUGCUUGCACGCUGACCACAUCCCCAAGACUGCCUGUCUUCUAGCUUUGUGCCUGCACUCAGGCCACCAGGGGAGGAAGGGAAGUCAACAGGCACCACUUUUCUGCUCCCUUUCCACAGGGGCAGAGCGCAUGUUUUCAGAGAAGCUGCUGCUAAGGACCUUCCAGACUAUGCACAGGCCUUAACCUCAUGUUGCCUUCUUUUUUACCCCUUCUGGCCCUGGGAGCAGGAAGCCAUUCAUGAGGCUGCUCUGGCCUCCCUUCGGCCCAUGCUCAGGAGCCCAGCCUUCUCUGGGUGCACAAGUGGAUGCCGAUGGCAAUACAAAAGGGGGGGGGGGCCUGGUUGUUAGCUAAAGGAGUGUUAUUAGGGGAAGUAACGGUAGCAGGCAGUCCAGCCCUGAUGUGGGGAUACAUGGACUUUGGAAAUCACCUUCUGUCAAUAAGGAAUGCAUAUCACAGGAGGGACUUUUCUUCAGAGAUGGUGCAGCACCAGUUUUGCACAUAACGCACCAAAACAGCCCGGGACUGCCGAGAGCCAGCCGCCCACGGGAGCCUGCUUUAGUACUAUGGA